This is a messenger RNA of Carassius auratus (goldfish), 3395 nucleotides long. Its product is annotated as 1-phosphatidylinositol 4,5-bisphosphate phosphodiesterase delta-1-like. The coding region runs from base 110 to 2443 and encodes 777 amino acids. The transcript has 15 exons. Gene Ontology annotation, biological process: intracellular signal transduction; lipid metabolic process. Gene Ontology annotation, cellular component: plasma membrane. The record is from RefSeq and is a predicted model, not a curated record. NCBI's taxonomy places the organism in Eukaryota, Metazoa, Chordata, Actinopteri, Cypriniformes, Cyprinidae. Gene Ontology annotation, molecular function: calcium ion binding; phosphatidylinositol-4,5-bisphosphate phospholipase C activity.
UGUUGUUGCUGGUUUCGAACCCGCCCAUAGAUUUGCAAACGUCAUGGUUUUUCUCGCCUCAUGUCAUUUUUCUAGACAAACAGUCGAUUACAGUCGAUCCCUUUGAGGAAUGUCUUGUGUGCGUAAGCUUCGCAAAAGGACGAAAUCCCAGGAGUUAGUUUACCAAGAGCAGUGCAAGAUCGUGGCACAAGAGAAUGCCAAACGCAUAGGUCUGGGGGGAGACCCGGACCUGCAGUUUUUGCUGAAAGGUGGAGACCUACUAAAGGUGAAGUCCAGGUCAUGGAGGAAGACCCGCUUCUUUCGGCUGAACGAUGACUGCAAAACCAUGUGGCAACAGACCAGCAAGGCUUUUAAGAGUGACUCCGGCUUCAGUCUUGAGGACGUGGAAUUUGUGCGGUAUGGCCGUCAGACUGAAGGGCUGCAGAAGUACGCUGACCUGUCAAUGGAGGACCGCUGCUUCUCCAUCAUCUUCAGAGGCCGACGGAAGAACAUGGAUUUGAUCGCCUCAUCCAAAGAGGAGGCCAUGCGGUGGGUCAGUAGUCUGGAGAAGGUCAUAGCUGUCAUGGACAACCUCAACCGACAGCAGAACUCUGAACACUGGAUCUAUAGUUGCAUGCGCAAGGCAGACAAGAACGCAGACAACAAAAUGACCUUGAAGGAGCUGAAGCAUUUCCUACGUCAGAUCAAUAUUCAGGUGGACGACAGAUACGCUGAGAUGCUCUUUAAGAAAUGUGACACAUCAAUGUCAAACACUCUAGAGGGAUCUGAGAUCAAACUCUUCUAUGAUUUACUGACUUACCGUGAGGAAAUUGAUGUGAUCUAUGCCAAGUAUGCUCAUACUAAUGGACAGAUGAGCUCCAGCGACCUGUUGAACUUCCUCCAAUAUGAGCAGAGGGAGCCAGUGUCUUUGGAGUAUGUGCAGAAGCUUAUUGAGAAAUAUGAGGUGGAUGAAACAGCCAAACAGAACAAGUGCAUGAGCAAAGAUGGUUUCCAGAUGUACCUGAACAAUGAGGAAUGCUUUAUCUUUAACCCCGCCCACAAAGGCAUAUACCAAGACAUGCACCAACCACUCAAUCAUUACUUCAUUUCCUCUUCCCACAACACCUAUCUGAUGGAGGACCAGCUGAAGGGGCCUAGCAGCACAGAAGCCUAUAUCAAAGCUCUGACGAAGGGCUGCCGCUGUGUGGAGCUGGAUUGCUGGGAUGGUGCAAACGGAGAGCCGGUCAUUUACCAUGGCCAUACGCUCACAUCCAAAGUGCUCUUCAAAGAUGUCAUCAAGGCCAUCAAAGAAUAUGCUUUCAAAACCUCACAGUAUCCAGUGAUCCUGUCUUUGGAGAACCAUUGCUCCAUAGAGCAGCAGAAGAUCAUGGCCCGUCACUUAACCUCCAUCCUGGGCAGCGCUCUGCUCACUCAACCCCUGGGGGAUCAAAUGCCCAACACUUUCCCAGCACCUGAGGAGCUCAAGGGACGUUUCCUGAUAAAGGGCAAGCGUUUGAACAAAUUAGAUGCUGUAUUCAACAACAACAACACCACCGAGGAUGUGGACAGUGUUUCAGAGGAAGAUGAAGCUGCUGAGGUCAAAGAGGCUGAACAGAAACCCAAAGCAAAGAGUUCCAAAAAGAUCAAGCUGGCUAAGGAGCUGUCAGACCUUGUCAUCUACUGUAAAAGUGUCCAUUUCAGCACCUUCGAGCAUUCAAGAGACAACCACAGUUUCUAUGAAAUGGCCUCCUUCAAGGAGAGCAAAGCAAUGAACCUGGCAGAAAACUCAGCUACAGCAUUUAUUCAUCACAACAUGGAUAAGCUGAGCAGAAUCUACCCAGCCGGCUCCAGAACCGAUUCAUCCAACUACAAUCCAGUGCCACUGUGGAACGCUGGCUGCCAAAUAGUGGCUCUAAACUUCCAGACUCCCUGUAAGGAGAUGGAUCUGAAUCAGGCUCGCUUUCUACCUAAUGGCAAGUCUGGCUACAUACUGAAACCAGAGUUUCAGAGGGACCCGGCCUCACAGUUUGACCCCAAAAACCUCAGUGUAGGCCCCUCGCUUCAGAAAAAGACCUUACAUCUCAUGAUCAUCUCAGCCCAGCAGCUGCCUAAGAUCAAUAAGGACAAGCAGACGUCCAUCGUGGACCCUCUGGUCAGGGUGGAGAUCUACGGUGUGCCCGCCGACAAUGACAUUAAACAGACACAUUACAUUGAAAACAAUGGUUUCAAUCCUACGUGGAACACAAACUUCCAGUUCACUGUUAAUGUGCCGGAACUGGCUUUGGUGCGGUUUGUGGUAGAGGACCAUGAUACUGCUUCCCAUAAUGACCUGGUUGGCCUGUAUACCCUGCCCUUCACCAGCAUGCAGAACGGAUACCGCCAUGUGCCUCUGCUCACAAAAAGAGGAAGCCUCAUCGCUUCAGCGGGACUGUUUGUACACAUCAUGAUUCUUGAUAGUGAAUAGACUCCAACAUUCCCCUCAGUCACUUUAAUGUCAAAGCGUGGAGAUCACUGAACAGCACCAUCAACUAAGCUGUCCUCUGCAAACACAUAAGAUUUGGACCUUUCCGAUGUGCCUUCUGAUUUACUGGUGGUACAGAGGCAUACCUUAAUAUGCUUUUUGGAAUUAGUAUGCGUGGUUUAGUAAAAAAAAAAGAAAGAAAGUGAAAGUGUUCAGAAUUCAACAUUAAAGUCCUUUCAUAGCAUGCAAACUGAAAAAAAAACUAUAUUGUUUAAAUAAUAAAAUAUCAAAUUCAUAAAUUUAUUUAAAUAUAUUUUAUUCAAAGUUAAUUGAAAUUAGUUUUUUUUUGGGCUUUUGGCUACCAAUAAGAGGAGUACUUCCUAGUGCUGUGAAAUCGAUUAAUCGCGAUUAACCAUAUCGAAAAUAAAAGUUUGUGUUUAUCAUUGUUGGGGGUAAUGCAUUACAAGUAAUAGGAGUUACAUAAUCAGAUUACUUAACUGUUAUCAAAAUAACUGGUAAAGUAAUGCAUUACUUUUACUUUUUAAAUGAAAUUUUCAAAUAAGUAACCCUGAUUACUUUCUUUUCCCAUUUAUUCAUUGACAGCUCACCUGUCCCCGUUUCGAGAGACAUUAGGGGUGAAAUGCCGAGGCACUUCCUUUAGCCUGAGUCUUAUUCAUUUCACUUUUGGUGUGAAAGGGGCUUUACAGUUGUCAGAAUAUAACUUUCGGGAUUUCAGUUAUUAAUAAACAAAUAAGCAAGCCUAGCCCAGGUGACAAAAAGUAAUGCAAAAGUAACAUAACGCCAUAAAGUGUAAUUAAGUAACGCAAUUAGUCAUUUUUUUAUGAACUCAAUAUUGUAAUGCAUUACUUUUAUAAAAUAACUUUGCCCAACACUGGUGUUUAUGUGUGUGUACUGUGCAUGUCUACACCAGUGGUUCCCAACCUUUUUCAACUCG